UUAAAAGGGCAUACUUGUACACACACAGAUACAGGCAUUUCUCUCUGCGUGCGAGAAACACACGGUGUAUACGUAUACUUUUUUUUUUUACAUGUAACUACAACAUUUUUCUGCGUCUCUCUCCGCCUUGCCUCACUAUCAUUUGACUUUUUUCUCUCUUUAACAAUUUGUACAUCUCACUCACUCGCAAAUCACUCUGUUUUUCUCGAGCAGUUCUACAUUGCAAUGUUUCGUCCCGUGCUGCGUUUAAACGUCUCGCGCACCAUCCCGUUCAACGAUCUCCAACAAACCGGCCGAUUGUGAUACACGAAAAUCAUGGAAUGAUAGAGCAAAACGUUGUACCGGACCUCCACCGACAUGGACAACACUACACAGGAAUUUGAGUUUCUUGACUUCACAGAUAUCAAUGACAUGGAACGUGGUCGGUUGCUACACAUGCUCUAUUCCGCACGUAACGAGUCAUGGGUAUCUGGACAAGAUGGAUUCAAACACCCUGACUUUCCUUGGACAUUUAGAGGCAACCAACAACAACCAACUCCUCAACCUGAUGUGAACGAAGUGGGAAACAUUACACAUAUAGCUGACUGGAAUACUGCAGCUGAUGAAUAUGAUAGUGGUCAUCCAACAGUAAAUGGUGACGGAGAACCAGAGAAUCAAGUUAUAAUGAAUGGUGGUAAUUUUGUCCCUGGUCCUCCUCAGCAAGUUUACCAAAUGGUACCAAACCCACCAGUUUACAUGGGAAAUGUACCUCCUCCUGUACAUGGAUAUGUUCAGUCACCAAUGUCUCCAUAUCAACAACCGAUGUAUCCAGGUCCAGAACCACCUAUGGACCCUAAUCACAGACGACCAAAUUUAUCAAGGAAUGGAAAAGGUAUUCCUCCACCAAAUGUGAAACGAAAUAAUGAUAUGGGAUAUCGGCAUCCAGAAAACAUAGAAAUGGCUAACUACCAAACACCACCUGCAUAUAUUGCAGUUCCACCACCACAUUAUUACUAUUCUCCUCAAAAUAGUCCUUUGUAUUUACCUCAUCAUGGACAUCCUACUUAUCCAAUGUAUCCCCAUCCACAUCCAGGUAUGUAUAAUCCAUAUCCACAACCAGGUCCACCUAUGUUUCACUCACCUCCAGCUGGUCAAGUACCUCAACAACCACUUCUAGUCGAAUCAUGCAAACCCAAUAUCAAUCCAAUACCACCUGUACAUAGUAUUUAUCCUCAAGUACCAGAAAACAUUGUUGGUGAUUCACCUUUAGAUUUAGAAAUGUUAUCUUCAAUUCCUCAAAGUGAAGAAAUUCACCAAAACUUAGAGCAUGUUAAAAUUGAAGAUGCCCAUGACACCAAAUCAGUUGAACUUUUAAAAGAAAAUCAACAAGUUGGUUUGGAAGAAAUUUCUUCAAAUGUAGAAAAUAUUGCAUUAAAUGAAAUUCAAGAAAAAGUUAAAGAACAUCCUGUAGUUAACAAAAGUAAAAAAAAAAAGGAAGUUCCAACUAAUGGUUCAUUAAAUGUAGUCCAAGAUAAAAAAAAAACAGAAAAAGAAUUUACAUCUAUUCCAGCAGGAAAAAUAAACCCAGAAUCUAAUAAAAGUCAAGAUUCUUCCCAGCCACCUAUUCCAUCAGUUAAACUUGAAGUUGUGGAACCUGUAGCUACCAAGCCUGUUGCUAAAACUUGGGCAGGACUAUUCUCUGGUUGCCCUAGUACUAGUGAUAAUAAAGUUUUUACACUGCAUGGUAGCAGCCAACCAGUUUCUAGCACCAGUCAAACAGAAAACAUAGUGAUGCCAACUAGAAGUAUUCCAGAGAGUACUGUAAGGUCAACAGUUUUUGUCACUAAUAAUAAUCAGAAGCAACCUACUCAGCCUAAACCUAGACCUUCAAGUAGUAAUUCUAUAUCAAGUAUUGAUGAAAAUUCAACUUACAUGCUAAGAUUAGGUGAAUUUCUCUCUGGUUAUAAUUUGGAUCACAAGACUGUUAAUUUGCAACCACGUGGACUUAUAAAUCGUAACACUCGUUGUUAUAUAAAUGCCACUUUACAAGCAUUAUUGACAUGUCCUCCAUUUUUCAAUCUAAUGAAAAGUGUACAAUUCAAAUUAAAGAAUCGAAGUAAUCGCGUUACGCAAAAGUCAUCAACUCCAAUCUUAGAAAGCAUAGUUCAGUUUGUUGGUGAAUUCCAGCAGUUGGGUAUCAAAAAUGGGAGGACUACUCAACAACAGCGACAAGCAUCUUCUGUCUCUACUCAAGAUGUUCCUGAUGUUGGCUCAGCUUUUGAACCAAGUUAUGUGUAUAAGAUACUUCCUUCCUUUGAAGAAGGUCGUCAAGAAGAUGCUGAGGAAUUCAUGAGUUAUCUUCUUAAUGGCAUAAAUGAUGAGAUGAUUGAAUUGAUAAAAUUAAGCAAAUCCAAUGUUAGCAAUGGUGAAGCACUUUCUGAAACUGAAGGCAUUGAUAAUAAUAAUGAAUGGAAGGAAGUAAAUGGUAAACACAAGAUGGUAACAAGAAGAACAGUUCUUGAAAAAACACCAUUAUCUGAAAUAUUCCGUGGACAAUUACGCACGCGAACUGUUAAAAAUGGUGAAAGUGAACCAACAGAAAAUAUUGAACCUUUUUUCACUCUUAAACUUGAUAUUGAAAAAGCUAAAUCAGUACGGGAAGCAUUAGACAUGCUUGUUACAAAAGAUACUCUUGAAGGCUUUACAUGCCCCAAAACAAAUCGUGAAGUUGAUGCUUAUCAACAAGUUACUAUUGAUGAGCUACCAUAUGUUUUACUACUGCACCUAAAAUGCUUUGAAUAUAAACAACAGAAAAUGACAAAAAUAGUUAAAAAUGUUGAUUUUUCUGUAGACCUUAAAAUAGAACCAAAGUUGAUAUCAAAGAAUUCAAAGAAUAGUUUGAAGACUCGACAAUACAAACUUUUUGCUGUGGUUUAUCAUGAUGGAAAAGAAGCAACAAAAGGUCACUAUUUUGCUGAUGUGUUCUAUGUAGCGUUGGGUCGGUGGUUACGGUUUGAUGAUGCAACUGUUAGAUUUGUGACUGAUAAAGAAGUAUAUCAACCAAAACCUCCAUGCAUGCCAUACUUGUUGUAUUAUAGAAGAAAUGACACUAUUGCUGCACUAUCUGCAUUUGACAAUAAAAGCAGAUAAAUAGUUUUACAUACACUUGUGAUAUUAAAAUGUCAAAAUGCAAAAAUACCUAGUGAGCCAUUGGAUCAUUAGGUAUUUAUAUUUUUUAGUUGGCCUCCCUAGACAUUGGGUAGUAUUUAAUUUUUUCUGUAUGUGGAAGCAAACGCAGGGUUAUCUUAAACAACAAAUAUAUUUUUAUUUAUUUAUGAAAUAAAAUAGUAAUUAAUUAUGAAUGCUAAUAAUUGUCUAUCAUUGACAAUUUUAUAUUUGUCUUCUUUUAAAAGUACUAUCAAAUUUAUUUUAAGGAUUUAUAUAUUAUAACAUUGGCAACAUGUUUAGGGGUGUGUUAACGAUUAAGUAAAACAAUUUGGUUUAUUUUGUUAGUGCAUGGCAUUUGUAAAAUAUUUAUAAAUAUAAAUGAUACGAGACUAAAAUUAUUAAUUUUUAUUAACUCAUUUAUUUGUUAAUAUAAAUACAUUUUUAAUCAAUAUUUUUUCUUCUGUAAAGUAUUAAAUUAUGUUUGUGUACAUAAAAAUUUAAUUGUAAAGUAUAGUAUCUUAGAAAUUAUUGAGUCAUGGUUGAUUUUUAUAAUUAAUAAAUAAAUGAAUGUGUAUAAUAAUGAUACUGAAGUGAAACUGAAACAAUGAUAUAAAUGUUCAUCAACCACUUAUUAAUUUAUUAAUCUAUUUUUAAAUAACUUCAAUUUUUUAUGUUAUUGAGUAUAUAUGCUUAUUAUAAGUAUUUUUUUUCAAAACUAAAGUCUCAACCCAAAUUUAUUGUUUUAUUUUCAUUUUUCUAUUAUGUUUAUACAUAUUUUUUAUUGAAUACCUAGAUGUUUUGAUUGCAACUAUAGAAAUAUUUAUAAUUACCACCUACACAUGUAAAUGUCAUUUAUAAUUUUUUAAUCAUUACAGUUAUAAACAUUAUACAUUAUGUUUAAUGGGUUAUUA
This is a messenger RNA of Daktulosphaira vitifoliae (grape phylloxera), 4058 nucleotides long. It is a transcript of the gene Usp10, whose product is annotated as ubiquitin carboxyl-terminal hydrolase 10. Gene Ontology annotation, molecular function: cysteine-type deubiquitinase activity; cysteine-type endopeptidase activity. The record is from RefSeq and is a predicted model, not a curated record. NCBI's taxonomy places the organism in Eukaryota, Metazoa, Arthropoda, Insecta, Hemiptera, Phylloxeridae. Gene Ontology annotation, biological process: DNA damage response, signal transduction by p53 class mediator; regulation of autophagy; protein deubiquitination. The transcript is spliced from 11 exons. Gene Ontology annotation, cellular component: nucleus; cytosol. The coding region runs from base 358 to 3129 and encodes 923 amino acids.